CAAUUUUCCAAGUUUCUAGGGUUUUUGCUUUGAGCUCUCUGCGUUUAUCGAGAAAUCUCCGGCUGAAAAUGGCGGAUUCGACGGCGGACGCGACGAAAACAAACGCAGAUACUCUGAGUCUGAGGCGGGAGUUGAAGAAGGUACUGACGGAGAAUUUAUACGACGAAGGAGGAGUCAAAGAUGGCGUUGAGACGGUGAAAUCAAUUGAUGAGGCGAUUAGAAUCCUGAAUUGUCUGAAAAGAGAAUCGAAGAAGCGGAAGCGGGAAUCUGAUAUUUCUUCGGUUGAAGUUCCGAAAGAGUUCAAGUGUACACUCUCGAAGACGGUCAUGAUCGAUCCUUUGAUCAUUUCUUCUGGGCAGACGUAUGAAAAGAGAUAUAUCACAGAGUGGCUCAACCAUAACCGUACAUGUCCCAAAACCAAAGAACUCCUCUCUCAAGUGCGUAUGACACCCAACCAUUUGAUCAAUGACUUGAUGGCGCAGCGUAAGGACUUAGAUAGGAAACCCGAAUUUUGCACAGAUCUGACUACGCCCGGAUUUUGCACGAAGAGUAUCUUGUGGGAAAACGAAAUCGGUAGCUAUAACAUCAUCUUCAUAGAUGUCAUAGAUUGGAUCACCAUAGAUCUCUCUGUAGAUCUCAUGUGGUGUCUUGUUAACAACAAAGUUGAUCGGCCAAAACAAGAACCGUCUGAUUUUGAAAUAGCAACUGAGAUGUUAACUGGUGACAUCGAACCAUUGCUUCACCGGAUUUCCUCUCCUUCCUCCUCGGUUGAAGAUCAGAUAGAAGCUGCAAAAGAGCUUUCCCUCCAAACCUCAAAAUUUGUCAAUGUCCGUGACUUCUUUGUCGCCAAAAUCCCUGAUUCCAUCACCAGGUUGCUCACUCCUCUCUCUGUUUUGGGCGAUGAGGUAGACUCGAAUCCCGAGCUUCAAGAGAAUAUCACCACAUCAUUGUUCAACAUGUCUACUUUCGAGAAGAAUAAAACACUACUUGCUGAAAACCCUCAAGUGACCCCACUGCUUGUAAAGUCUUUGAAGCAGGGGACAGUUGUGACACGAAGAAACGCUGCAGCGACUUUAAUGUCACUUUCAGAUAUUGAUUCUAACAAGAUCAUCAUUGCGAACUCAGAAGCACUCAAGGCUCUGAUAGAUCUAAUCGGGGACUCGGAUGACUUAUCAGCCACCAAUGAAGCUGCUAACGCUAUUUUAAACCUCUGUUUUGAUGAAUCGGAGAACUGUAAAAAGGCAAUCUCGUUGGGGUUGGCUUCUGCUGUAACCAAAAAUAUCAAAGCAGGAAGAAAUGUGGAUGAGUUGUUAGCUGUCUUGGUAAUGAUCUCUCCACACGAACGUGUUGUCGAGGAAAUGGAUAAUGUAGGGGUUAUCUAUGAUCUGUUAAGUAUCUUGAGGAAAACAAGUUGCUUGGUGACUUGUGAGAACGUUGUAGUGAUUGUCCACAACAUGUACGUUAAAAGCAGAGAAAGGUCCGUUAUGAAAACCCUGGCAGAAGAGGAGAAUCAACACAAGACAUUUACAAAGCUUGCAAGCCAAGAAUCAGUUAUUGUGGUGGGGAGAGCACAAGGGAUUUUACAGGGUAUUAGGGCAUUCGCUGCUGAGAAAUCUCCGGCUGAAAUGGCGGAUUCGACGGCGGACGAGGCAACAAACGCCGAUACUCUGAGGCAGGAGUUACAGCAGGUACUGAAGGAGAUUUGGUACGACGGAGGAGGCAAAGAUCGCGGUGAGAUUGAUGAGGCUAUUAGAAUCCUGACUUGUCUGAGGAAUAUAGAAUCGAAGAAACCGGAAUCUCCGGUGGAAGUUCCAAAAGAGUUUAUAUGUACACUCUCGAAGACGAUCAUGAUCGAACCUGUGAUCAUUGCUUCUGGCCAGACUUUUGAAAAGAGAUAUAUCCUAGAGUGGCUGAAGCAUGAACGUACAUGCCCCCUAACCAAACAAGUUCUUUACCACCGUUUUUGGAUACCAAACCAUUUGAUCAACGAGGUUAUUAUGCAAUGGUGUCGAAUUCACAACUUUGAACGGCCAAAACCAUCUGAUGAAGAAGUCAUUGACCUGUUCACUGGUGACAUUGAAUCAUUGCUUCAGCGUAUUUCCUCUCCUUCCUCGGUUGAAGAUCAGACAGAAGCUGCAAAAGAGCUUGCCCUCCAGACCAAGAGAUUUACCAAUGUUUGUUUAUACUUUGUCGCCAAAAUCCCUGAUUCGAUCACCAGGUUGCUCAGUCCCCUCUCUGUUUUGGGCGAUGAGGUAGACUCGAAUCCCGAGCUUCAAGAGAAUAUCAUCACAUCAUUGUUCAACAUCUCCACUGUUAAGAAGAAUCAAAAAGAAAUUGCUGAGAAUCCUCAUGUGAUCCUACUGCUUACAAAGUCUUUGAGGAAGGGGACAGAUCAAACAAAAAAAGUCUCUGCAGCGAUUGUGUUUUCCCUUUCACACACUGAAUCUAACAAGAACAUCAUCGGGAACUCGGAAGCACUCAAGGCUCUGAUAGAUCUAGUCGAAGAAGGUGAUUCAUUAGCCACCAGUAAAGCCUUUUCCGCGCUUGCUAAUCUCUGUUUAGUAAAGGAGUUCAGGGAAAAGGCGGUUUCAGCGGGUUUGAUUCGUGCGGCAACCACAAAGAUCAAAGCAGGAAGCAAUGUGGAUGUGUUGUUAUCGUUCUUGGCAUCGAUUUCUACACACAACCGGGCUAUCGAAGAAAUGGAUAAACUAGGGUUUAUAUAUGAUCUGUUCAGUAUCUUGAGGAACUCGAAUAGCUUCGUGAAUGAGGAGAAUGCUUUAACCAUCGUCGUUUACAUUUGUAAAGGAUACAGAGGCUUGCGAGAUGUGGUCCAGGAAGAGGCGACAGGGAAUGUGGUCCUAGAAGAGGAGAAUAAACACAGGACAUUUACGAAGCUUGCGAAGCAAGAAGCAGGUUGUACGGUGAGAAAAGCACAAGCGAUUUUACAGUGUAUUAAGACAUUCGCUGAUCGUAAAGAGCAACGUCAGAGGGAGAGGGAUGAUAGGCCUUUAAGAGUAUAUGUGAGAAGAAAUAAAUGAGUUGGUGCAGAAGAAGAAUGAGGUCGCGUUAAUACGUAAAUAGUUUUGCAAACUUUUACUCUUGAUAAUAGUCAUACGAUAAUAGUCGUUGAAUAUAUAGUUUUGCUGCUC
Molecule: messenger RNA, 3149 nt
Organism: Arabidopsis arenosa
Lineage: Eukaryota; Viridiplantae; Streptophyta; Magnoliopsida; Brassicales; Brassicaceae
Source: the annotation of a GenBank genome assembly